Molecule: messenger RNA, 5055 nt
Organism: Toxoplasma gondii ME49
Lineage: Eukaryota; Apicomplexa; Conoidasida; Eucoccidiorida; Sarcocystidae
Exons: 16
Coding region: 1-5055 (1684 amino acids)
Source: RefSeq, a predicted model, not a curated record
AUGCAUGCAUUCGACGACAAACACAGCUCGGAGAAAGACGAAGCGAGCGAAUCUGAAGAAGAGCAGCUGGACCGAUGGCGCCGCCUCAGGCAGAAGCAACAGGGGUGCUCUGUGUUGCCUGUGGAGGCACACAAACCUGCUGUGUGUCUCCUCGUUUUCCUUCUCUUCUUCCUCACGCUCUUCUUUGCCGCCGCGAUCCUCACCACCGACGUCGAGCGCCGUCAUGCGACGAGGCAGGCGAUUCGCCGAAAUAUUUUCCAGGCCGCGUUUCUCCAGGCUCCACAAGCGACUCAGAGCGCUUCUCAGCAAGCGAGUUCAGAGACGCCGAACGAGCAGCCAGAAUCCUCCUCACUCGGCGCAGACGCCGCAGCGAGAAGGCGCCUCGAUGCAGACUCCGAUGAAGCUCUUCACGGGAUCUCUUCUCCCCUCGGAGAUCUGCUCGUCGUCGAGGAAGCGCGUCUCUCCGUAGUCAAAGGCGCCCUCGCCUCCAAUUCGAGCGCUACCUCCAAGCGGCUUCUCCUGAAACUCUGGAAAACCUCAGGUGGCGGCACCUACGAGGUGGACUUCAGAUCGGUCUACGGCAUGCCAUGGGGCUACGACAUCACUCCGCAGUUGAACGAACUGGACGCGGGCGGAUGGCUCUCCCCCCUCACGACUUCGCUUUCCGUCCGGUUGCUCCUCAGAGACAACUCCGGAGACGCCUCAUAUGUUGAGGUGAGCUUCACACAGCUGGCGACAGGGCUGAUCGUCCCCAAAUGCUCGAUUUUCGUGAACCUCGUUUCCAGCUUCCUCGUGUCGAUUAUUGUCGCGGGUCUGUUCUUCCUCGUCACCGUCUGCUACCUCUUCGUGGAGAUCUACGCCUACCAAUAUGUCAAGCGAGCGAAUCGCGACGCAGGCCAGCAGCAAGGAGCUUUUUCGGCAUACUUUCUCGGACGGUGGGAGAUUUUGGGAACGACUGCAUGCGGCUUCGUCACAGCGCUGCUUCUUUGCGGACGCGUCGUUCUCUCAAAGGUCUUGCCAGACGCCAACACAUUCAGCUACAUCCACCUCAUCGACAUCCUGGACGACAUGACGCGGUUUUUGGUAGUCGCCACAACUUUCUUCGCGAUGAUGCGAACCCUGCGAUUCCUCACGAGCGUCAGUCUUUUCUUCUUCAUCGUCCAGAGCGCGCUGAAAACGGCGCUGCGAGAAUUCUCCGGAGUGCAGCUCGUGGCGGCGCUCGCGAUUCUCGGCGUCGCCGGCGCAAACUAUCUUCUCGCAGGUGGGCGAGAAGCGCCCUUUGGGACCUACGGAGACUCCAUUUUCCAGACGCUCAGUCUGCUGUUCGGAUCGCCGAUGCUUUUCUCUUUGCCUCCGGUCGGUGCUUUUUACUCUCUUGUUCUCAUCCUUGUGUGGUGGACGAUUCUCCUCCCCAUGUUGGUUGCCCUCGUCGUCUACGCGGUGCGGAAAGUCAUGUCCAAGACAGGUUUAACAGAAACGGAGAUGCUUGGUGCCGAGAUGGCAACCCAGGCGAGAGACUUCCUCGCAGAGUUCGUUUUCUGCUGCACCCCCGACCCAGGACGACAUGGCAGUUCUGAUGAGAUUCGGCGGCUCCGCCAGGAGGCAGAGCUCGCGGAGAUCGAGAGACAGCAAAAGGCCUCCGAGAAGCGCGUGGAGGAGGCGCGCAUGGCGUCGUCGGAUCCAGAUACGAAGAUAUUUCCGUCGCGAGUGCUGCUCUGUCUCCUCUUGCUCUUUUCUGUCUUCUUCGUCGCCGGGAUAUCCCUGCUCUUCGACGCCCCGCGCGUGUACAGAGACCAUACAGCGACAAACCAGCUGGAGAGCAGACGUUUCUUGUCUACCGAUCCGUUCGCUUCGAAAAGCCUGCUCGAGCUCACUCCGCCUCUCGACUUUCGCGACGACCUCUGCGCGACGACCGACUCCGAAAGUUCAGAAAAUGGAGACGCCGAGCCCCCGGCAGAAAACAACCUCAAGGCGCGAGGCGAAGGUGCACAGAAGCUUCAGAAUGUCCUCAACGCCCUUUCGGAGCCGUUGCCGCGGACGCUGCGUCUGAAGGAGAUUUCUUCUCUGCAGGGCAUCUACGACUGGCUGGAAAACGUCUUCGCAGAAGAAGUUCUGAAUGCUGCGUACGCGGCGCCUGGCCUCGCGCACAGGGCGCCCCUGGCGAAUCCUGGCGCCCUCCUCAUCGUCAAGCGCGUCAGCCUCCAGUGUCGCUCGACCGCUUCUCCCCUCUAUCGGGUCUGCCCUGUUACGCGGCGGAGUGUCAGUGCCUUCUCUUCUCUCACGUCCGACGCGUACGGACUCAACGGUGCUCGCUUCACUGCAGAUCCUGACGAACGCGUUUACCGUGUAGGUCUGUUCUUCACUCCCGUUCUCUCUGGCGCCGCCAUAAACGCUUCAAAUCCUCCCUCUACGUCGCCUGCUGACAACGCCCGUACCACACCGAACUCGGCUUCUCCGUCUUCUCCUGUCUCUUCUUCUCCUCUUCCGGUGUCUUCUUCUUCCACGAGGAGCUCCGUUGCUUCUGCGGAGGCUGGGGCGCCUUCGCGUCGUCUCUCUCCUGGUGUCUCCUCGGUGUCUCCCCGGAGACUGGGAGAUCCAGGAGACCAGGGAGAUGGAAACGGAGAUACUUCUUCGAAUGUCUCCUCCGGAGUCCCCUCGGUUUCUCCUCCGAGCACGGGCAGGGCGACUGCCGGGGUCCUCUCCGGCCUUCUCGGCUCUCCGCGAGUCGCCACUCUGGAUCUCACGGCUGAGGAGUUUGCGGCGCUUUACCAAGGUCCUUCCAGCAUGAGAGGAAAAGUCCAAAGCCUCAAAAUCGGCGGAUUUCUCGACUACCAGCUCGCCACUCUUGACGUCGUCUGGAUCGACUUCAACGGAGAUUCCGGUGUAUACUUACUCAACAAGGUGACUUUCGACUUGGCAAACACAGGGAGCUUGACCGUCAUGCCUGCAGUAGUGGCGGUACCUUCGUGGACUCUCUCGCCGACCUCGGCUUCGGCUCAUGCGUCCUUCGUUCUCAUUGUCAUCGGGUCUCUCUGUUUUCUCCUGUACCUCUUCUAUUCGUACCACACGACCCAGAAGCGCAUUUACUCCUCUUCUCUCUUCAUCUUCCUCGACUUUCCGACUCUCAUCUUCCUCUCCCUCUUCGUCUUCUUCUACAUCUCCCUCCUCAACGUCUCCUUCACCCCAGGCUGGGAGUCCGUCGCCUCCAUCGGCCUCGCCGUCUCUCAGACCCAAGCUGCGACGACUCGCGCCUUUUCUUCUCUCACUCAACUCGCUUCGCGCUUCCUCUCCGGACUCAAUCACCGCCAGCUAAGCGGAGACUUCGGCGUCGGACUCGGAGACCAGGGAUUCGGACUCGGAGACCAGGGAUUCGGACUCGGAGACCAGGGAUUCGGACUCAGAGACGGUGGAGUAGAAGGGAGCCUGGGGGCGGCAGGCCGGGCACACAGUGUGGAGAGAGGGGACGGCGUUUUGUCGACUCCGACAGAAAAAGACGGAAGGGAAGGCUCCGACGCGCGUGGAUCUUCUUCGUCACUUGUUUUCUCCCCUUCUCCUCUUUCCUCUCCCUCUCUUUCUCCAUCCUCUUCUUCGCCUCCUCCCUUUUCUUUUUCUUCGUCGCCUCCAGCAUCUUCGUCUUGGCCUGCUGCUCCACCGCCUUCGUCUCCUUCGCCUGUCGUCUCCUCCUCUUCUCUUCCGCGGCGUCUAAGCGGGGCGGAUGAAUCGAAGGAGAAGGCCACUGGCGCGGUUUCCAGCUCCUCCAGUUCGGAGGGUGAAUUCGGCGACUCGCUGAACAUCCCCGGAAUCGUUCCAGGACCUGUGCAGCCGUGGUUGUGGGUCCCAGGCUCCUCGCCAGGCCCUCAAAAUUCUCCACCUCCGACUGCGGAGUCCACAGUUCGAUUUUUACGUCUGCAGGAGUCUCUCGAGGCGAAGAGCGACGCUCUGUUCCGCGCGAAAAUCCUCGCCGUUCUCACGCUUCUCAUGGUCGCGAUCCGAAUCUUGACCCUCGUGGCUGCCGUUCCUCACACCCUCCGCGAUGCCCGCAGGCUCAUCGAAAUUCUCUACGGAGCAGGCUCCCAAAUCGCUCUCGCAAGUGUCUUUGUCAUCGUCGCCUUCUUCGCCUUCUGCUUUGCCGGAUACACAAUUCUCGGUGCGCAGUUCCGUGGUUUCAGUACUCCGACGUAUUCCAUCGUCACCUGUUUGAUGGUGUUGACGUCGAAAUGGAACUUCAACGCGAUCACGGCGCCGGCGACCCAGCAGCAUUCCCUGACUUGGCAGUUCGAGGCGUUCGUCUUCUUCUUCUGCAUCGUUUUCUUCUGCUACUUGAAUUACCUCGUCCUCGCUUUCAUCUACCUUCGCUACUCGCAAGUCAAGCUCGAGACAACUGUCGAAGUCCAGGAACUCAUGAGCAAAUACGGCGUGGAAUGCAGACGCAGAAUAAACAUCGCCGUCAGCGGGACCGUCAUUCUCUACUGGAAAGCUUUUCUGAAGGCACUUCAGAUGGCGAUUUGCCAGGCGAAUGCAGAAGGACAGAUGGCGUCUCUGGACAGCCAGGCGGCUUUGCUUCGCGACCGUUUCUUCGAUGAUUUCCGCGGCCUCCCUUCCAUCGCUUCUCUCCCCUGUACCACCAAGGAGCGACUUGAGCGCGCUUUCCUCGGCACCCAGCUCGUUCGCAUUCAGCAGUACAUCACGGAUUUGGAGUUCCUCAAGGCGAAACAGUUUUUGAUUCUCUACGACCUAAAAGUCCUAGGUCAGCGACUCUCGAGUCUCUCGUCGUGCGUUUCGCCAGGCGCUCUCCGGCGUACCGCCUUUCUCGCCGCUUCCUUCGUCACUCGGUCGCUCCUCGCUCACACAGGGCAUGUAUACAUAUAUGCAGAAAAACGCGUAUCGAUGCUGCUGUCUGGAGUACCCGUCUGCUCAGAAAGAAGGAAGAGAUCGACUCUUUCCGACUGCGCCCCAAAAACGCGUCGCUUCUUCACUUGCAGGGGUGUCGGCGUCCAUCAUUCUGCUUGUAAACGUAUAUGUACACAGGCAUGCAAAUGUGUGCAUGGGUCCUGA